Babesia bovis T2Bo is the source of this 2184-nucleotide messenger RNA. RefSeq lists its product as uncharacterized. The transcript has a single exon. NCBI's taxonomy places the organism in Eukaryota, Apicomplexa, Aconoidasida, Piroplasmida, Babesiidae. Bases 46 to 2019 code for a protein of 657 amino acids. The record is from RefSeq and is a predicted model, not a curated record.
ACCAGUGUUCAUUUCAUAUAUAUAAUAUAAAGUUAUUGUUAGACGAUGAAAGCGAUUUGGUUUCUUCCUCUAGCCACUAUUGGCUUAUGCCAACUUCCCGGAGCAUUGCUUCAAGAGGCGAUGAACGACCAGGGUCAGCCUGGCAAUGCCGCAGGAGCUCCCGCUGGUAAUAAUUUGAACGCCGGCGGACAAGAUGGUGCUGCCGCAGAAGCGCCUGAAGACAAUCUUCCUGAACUAGUUGAUGUAGUUCCACCAGCUAUUCCCGAUGAGCCAACUCCUCCGAAUCCUUUGGUGGUUGCACCGGUAGCGGCUAUCCCUGCUCCUCUCACUGCCGUAGCAGCUGUUGCCAACUCUCGUGUUUAUGUCCAUGAGAUUAGCAAAUUCAAGGUUGCCGCUAUAGAGGGCAAUGUUAAUGGCAAGAUAGAGUUGGUGAAGCAUUUGCGCAGUGUCAUUGGCAAUGGUUUUAUUAUGAACGGUGCUGACAAGUGGACUGCUCUUAUUGAGGCUGAGGUUGAGGGAAAGACUGACUAUGACAACGCCUUGGCCACUUACGUGGGUGACGGCAGUGAGGCAAACGGCAGAACUCUCUAUCCUCUCCAAGACACCUACGUCACCAAUCUGUUGAAUAAACAGGCAGAGUACACCAAAUGGGUGAAGCACGUCUUGAAUUUAGGAUAUUCCUGGUCAAAGAAGUCUUUUAAUGAGAUGGUACGUGUUACUUUGCACCAUACCUUUAAGCAAUACGGUGAGAUCUUGAGUGGUUUAUACAAAGUGCUAUCCGCUUCAUGUAAAUCAUUGGCACGCCCCGGUGACGUUGAUGCCAGCCGUACUACGAUCCAUACAGCUUUGACUCAUGCCAUUGAGUACACUGAGUUUACAUCGAAGCCCAUUGGUAGUGUAGCUCAGCUUGUUACUGUAUUUUUGAAACAUUCUUCAAUGAAGAUUGAAUACAAUAAUGCGAUUGCUGCUGCUAAGACCAUCAUUACUGCGAUAAACUUAUUCCUCAAUGCUCAGCCCGCUCCUGAGCGUGUUCUUGCCACUGUUCUUACGGAUUUGGCUGCCGUUGAGGCUUUGAAUGACUUUAUGUCCUUAUUACCAUCUCGUGACCCGUUGGUCCAACUUACGGCCAACAACUGGUUAGAGGAUGGUGCUAGGAUUGGAUACAUUGCAUCUGUUUCAUUCUUGCGCAUUGGCCAGAUGUGCCAGGCUAAUGUCAAUGGUUUGAUGGCCACCGCUGUCAAUGUAAACGUCGAUCAGUUCCCCAAGGCUAUGAACCAUUUAGUUAAGGGUGUGAUUGAGUACAUUGAGAAGGGUACUGACUACAUUGACAAUGUGGCACUUCCGCAGAAUACUACUAACUUUGCUGAGAAAACCACUGCCUACGUUGAGUCUACAAACAGGUUCUUCAUUGAAUACGUCCGUGCCAUUAGGAUGUUGUCUGGUUCAUUGGAGGGUGACGCCAAGGUAGCAGCUGAGGUAAUGACUCUCAAGGCUGACGCUGCGUUGUUAAACAUGGUUGCUACAGCUGCUUUCCGUAUUCUUCGUUUCUAUGGUAACAGGUUACCUCCAACUUCCACUGGUGACAUUAAUCCAAUAUUCACUUCUGCUAUGGCUCGUAUAAGUCAGAAUCUUGAGGUUAGCACCUAUGCGUACAAUUUAUCUCAAGCUGCUUCUGAUGUUGAUUCCAAGGAGCGUUUGAUGACUUUGGUAUCGGUACUCCACACUGCUGUGACUUCUUCUAUUGAGGAGCUCAAGAGCUUUGAGCCUACUGCUCGUACUCUGUACACUCAGCCACCGAGCACUACUGCUCACACUGCAGUGAUCGAAAUGUUGUCCACUGCUCUUGAAGGUUUAGCUCACAAGGUCUUUGUGCCUGAAGGUUCACAGGAUGGCAUUAGCAAUGACCCAUGGACUCCUCAUUCAGGUGGCAAAUCUGGUAUGCACGGUGCUUCUAGUGGUGCCAACAUUGCUUUACCCAGUUCUUUGUUACUAGGGGCUUCUUUAUUGUUAUUGGCAUGAACAUAGCGUUUUCACUGCAACUUAAAGACUUAUAAUCAAGUACUUGCCCCUCUUUUGUGUACUUGUGCAAAAUAUAUAUAUUUAUUAAUCAAUCCACUGUUGCAAAGCAGUAUAACAAGUGGAUUGAUCUAGGAAUAGCCCCCUUGUGAUCAUAGCAACAAUGUU